Messenger RNA from Puma concolor (puma), 2985 nucleotides. RefSeq names its product ER membrane protein complex subunit 1 (gene EMC1). Gene Ontology annotation, molecular function: protein binding. Lineage: Eukaryota; Metazoa; Chordata; Mammalia; Carnivora; Felidae. The record is from RefSeq and is a predicted model, not a curated record. Gene Ontology annotation, cellular component: EMC complex. Gene Ontology annotation, biological process: protein folding in endoplasmic reticulum.
AUGGCGGCGGCGGUAGGGGCGACUCUUUGGCCCUGGCUCUGGGCCGCCCUGCUUGUCCUUUCGGACGCGGUCUACGAAGACCAAGUGGGCAAGUUUGAUUGGAGACAGCAGUAUGUUGGGAAGCUCAAGUUUGCCUCCUUGGAAUUUUCCCCUGGAUCCAAGAAGUUGGUUGUGGCCACAGAAAAGAAUGUGAUUGCAGCAUUAAAUUCUCGGACAGGGGAGAUCUUGUGGCGCCAUGUUGACAAGGGCACAGCAGAAGGGGCUGUGGACGCCAUGCUGCUCUGUGGACAGGAUGCAAUCACUGUGUCCAAUGGAGGCCGGAUCAUGCGUUCCUGGGAGACUAACAUUGGGGGCCUGAAUUGGGAGAUUACCUUGGACAGUGGCAGUUUCCAGGCGCUUGGGCUGGUAGGCCUGCAGGCAUCAGUGAGGUACAUCGCGGUCCUGAAGAAGACCACUCUUGCCCUGCAUCAUCUCUCCAGUGGGCACCUAAAGUGGGUGGAACAUCUCCCAGAAAGUGACAGCAUCCAUUACCAGAUGAUGUAUUCCUACGGUUCUGGGGUGGUGUGGGCCCUCGGAGUUGUUCCCUUCAGCCACGUGAACAUUGUCAAGUUUAACGUGGAAGAUGGAGAGAUUGUUCAGCAGGUCAGGGUUUCAACCCCCUGGCUUCAGAGUCUCACCGGAGCCUGUGGUGUGGUGGAUGAGGCUGUGCUGGUGUGUCCUGAUCCGAGCUCACGGUCCCUCCAGACCUUGGCCCUGGAGACAGAGUGGGAGUUGAGACAGAUCCCACUGCAGUCUCUUGACUUCGAAUUUGCAAGUGGGUUCCAGCCCCGGGUCCUGCCCACGCAGCCCAACCCGGUGGAUCCUUCUCGGGCCCAGUUCUUCCUGCAGUUGUCCCCGAGUCACUAUGCUCUGCUGCACUAUCGUCACGGGGUCCUGAGUCUGCUCAAGAACUUCCCACAGGCUGCCCUAGUGAGCUUUGCCACCACUGGGGAGAAGACGGUGGCUGCAGUCGUGACCUGUCGGAGUGAAGUGAAACCUAGCAGUUCUGAAGAUGGGUCACUGGGGAGUUUUUCGGAGAAGUCUAGUCCUCAGGACUCACUGGCGUGCUUCAACCAGACCUACACCGUUAAUCUCUACUUAGUGGAAACGGGUCGGCGGCUGCUGGACACCACCAUCACCUUCAGCCUGGAACAGAAUGGCACUCGGCCAGAGCGGCUCUACAUCCAGGUGUUCUUGAAGAAGGAUGACUCCGUGGGCUACCGGGCCCUGGUGCAGACGGAGGACCACCUGGUGCUGUUUCUGCAGCAGCUGGCAGGGAAGGUGGUGCUGUGGGGCCGGGAGGAGUCGCUGGCGGAGGUGGUGUGCCUGGAGACGGUGGAUCUGCCCCUGACUGGCGCGCAGGCUGAGCUGGAAGGCGAAUUUGGCAAGAAGGCGGACGGCUUGCUGGGAAUGUUCCUGAAACGCCUCUCGUCGCAGCUCAUCCUGCUGCAGGCAUGGACCUCCCACCUCUGGAAGAUGUUCUACGACGCUCGGAAGCCCCGAAGCCAGAUUAAGAAUGAGGUCAACAUUGACACCCUAGCCAGAGACGAAUUUAACCUCCAGAAGAUGAUGGUGAUGGUGACGGCCUCAGGCAAGCUUUUUGGCAUUGAGAGCAGCUCUGGCACCAUCCUGUGGAAACAGUAUCUCCCCAACGUCAAGCCAGACUCCUCCUUUAAACUGAUGGUCCAGAGAACUACCGCCCAUUUCCCCCACCCCCCGCAGUGCACCCUUCUGGUAAAGGACAAGGAGACGGGAAUGAGCUCGCUGUAUGUCUUCAAUCCCAUUUUCGGGAAGUGGAGUCAGGUGGCCCCCCCGGUGCUGAAGCGCCCCAUCUUGCAGUCUUUGCUUCUCCCCAUCAUGGAUCAAGACUACGCCAAGGUGCUGCUGUUGAUCGAUGAUGAGUACAAGGUCACGGCGUUCCCAGCCACUCGGAAUGUCUUGCGACAGCUCCAUGAGCUCGCCCCUUCCAUCUUCUUCUAUUUGGUGGAUGCAGAACAGGGACGGCUAUGUGGAUAUCGACUUCGAAAGGAUCUUACCACUGAGCUAAGCUGGGAGCUGACUAUUCCCCCAGAAGUACAGCGCAUCGUCAAGGUGAAGGGGAAGCGCAGCAGCGAGCACGUUCAUUCCCAGGGCCGCGUGAUGGGGGACCGCAGCGUGCUCUAUAAGAGCCUGAACCCCAACCUGCUGGCCGUGGUGACAGAGAGCACAGACAUACACCACGAGCGCACCUUCAUCGGCAUCUUCCUCGUUGAUGGUGUCACUGGGCGCAUCAUCCACUCCUCCGUGCAGAGGAAAGCCAAGGGCCCCGUCCACAUUGUGCACUCCGAGAACUGGGUGGUGUACCAGUACUGGAAUACCAAGGCCCGGCGUAACGAGUUUACCGCGCUGGAGCUCUACGAGGGCACUGAGCAGUACAACGCCACCGCCUUCAGCUCCCUGGACCGUCCCCAGCUGCCCCAGGUCCUCCAGCAGUCCUACAUCUUCCCCUCCUCCAUCAGUGCCAUGGAAGCCACCAUCACCGAGCGGGGCAUCACCAGCCGGCACCUGCUCAUUGGGCUACCUUCCGGAGCAAUUCUUUCCCUUCCUAAGGCCUUGCUGGAUCCCCGCCGUCCUGAGAUCCCAACAGAACAAAGCAGAGAGGAGAACCUAAUCCCGUACUCUCCAGACGUGCAGAUACACGCAGAGCGAUUCAUUAACUACAACCAGACAGUUUCUCGAAUGCGAGGGAUUUACACGGCUCCCUCAGGCCUGGAGUCCACUUGUUUGGUUGUGGCCUACGGCUUGGACAUUUACCAAACUCGAGUCUACCCAUCCAAGCAGUUUGACGUCCUGAAGGACGACUAUGACUAUGUGCUAAUCAGCAGUGUCCUCUUUGGCCUGGUGUUUGCCACCAUGAUCACUAAGAGACUGGCACAAGUGAAACUCCUGAAUCGGGCCUGGCGGUAA